Messenger RNA from Phalaenopsis equestris, 2162 nucleotides. Its product is annotated as ankycorbin. Lineage: Eukaryota; Viridiplantae; Streptophyta; Magnoliopsida; Asparagales; Orchidaceae. The transcript is spliced from 19 exons. Bases 135 to 2027 code for a protein of 630 amino acids. The record is from RefSeq and is a predicted model, not a curated record.
AACAGGCAUCGGCGUUUCGUCGAUCAGAGCACCAUAUCGGCGAGCGUUUCUCUUCCUGGCGAAGAAAUCGACGCGGCUGCACGUAUUCCACGGUUACGGGAUUUGGAGUGUGGUUUCUUAAACGCACCGCUGAGAUGGAUGAUGAGGGGCUCACAAAGGAAUUCUUACAAAAUCGUAUUGAGCAUCUUGAGCAUGAACGUGAUGAACUCAGAAAAGAUAUAGAGCAAUUAUGCAUGCAACAAGCUGGCACUAGCUAUCUUGGAAUUGCAACUCGAAUGCAUUUUCAAAGGACGUCUGCUUUGGAGCAGGAGAUUGAGAUAUUGAAAAAGAAGCUAGCUGGAUGCUUAAGAGAGAAGAAAAACAUUCAAGAGGAGCUUUCUGAAGCAUACAGGAUAAAAUCGCAGCUGGCAGAUUUGCAUAGUGCAGAGGUUUUGAAGAAUAAGGAAGCGGAAGACCAGCUGAAGUUCUUCCAGGGCUGCGUUGCUGCUGCAUUUUCAGAACGCGACCACUCCUUAAUGGAGUCUUUGAAGGCCAAGGAUUUGGUGGAAGCUAUGUCAGAGAAAUUAAGAAUUUCCGAGGAAAGAGUAGAGGAGCUUGAAUCAGCAUAUUGCAGUGAGAAGGAAUGUCAUUUUGCUUUAAAGAAUGAGCUGGGUGAACUAAAAGAGAAACUUGAAUCCUUCGAGAAGGUUGUUAAUAAGUUUUAUUUGAUUCGCGAGAGGGAUGUUGGACCCUCUGCAGAUUGUACAUGGCAAAACAGAUGCUCGUGUCUUCUUGAUGACUCUUCAGACAAAUGGAUUUUCUACAGUGAUAGCAGAUCUUCUUCUUCAACUUACAUAGCCUCUUUAGAAGAAGAAAUUGAGUCACGUAAGAAAGCCAUGGAAAAGCUGCAAAACAACUUGCGGAUGGGGCUCCAAAUUGAACAGCAUUUAAAAAGAAGUGCUCAAAUUCUUGAAAAAAAACAAAUACAAUUGAUUGAAAUGUUUGAGAGUAGAUUAUCAUCUCUGCGUCAUAUACAUAAUCAGCUCAAGACGGAUGCUGUGAAAUUAUUGGAAGAAGAAAUUUCUCAUUUGGGGGAAGUGCUUCUUGAAGUAAAUCAAAAAUUGCUCCCAGUUCACUUGAAUAGGGAGCCCGAGCAAGAAACUUUUCAGGCUGAAGCAGAACAUCUGUCCGAUAAUGAAUGCAAGGAUGUUCAUAUUAACGAUGAUGUUGGUUCUAGCUUUUCUUUUAAGGGGACUGAUAUGCCCUCAUGUGAUCAUUCAAGCAGAAUGCGUGAUGCAUCAGAUGCUCUUUCCCAGGCAUUACAAGAGAAGGUUGCUGCUUUGCUGCUUUUGUCGCAAGAAGAAGAAAGGCAUUUACUGGAGAGGGAAAUGAAUGCUGCUCUUCAGCAAAAGUUGGAAGAACUUCAAAGGCACUUAUCUCAAGUUACGGUUGAAAAGAUUGAAGCUCUCAUGGAGUUAGCACAGCUGAAGCGUGAAUACCAGAUGCUACAUGAAGGAACACUUACGAACCUUUCUAAGAAAACAUCUUGGAAGCGCUGGAUGGACAAAGAGCUUGGGGCACGUUUCAGCAAUGUUAAAGUUAGUACUGAAAGGAAUGUGACUGCCAAUGAGAACCAUUCCAUGGAUUUGGCCAGGUUGAAAGUUGAGAAUGCAGCCGUUAAAGAAAGCAUGUCGAAUUUGGAGCAUCUUACUUCUAAAGUUCAUCGACUUCAUAUCUCCCUGUUAAAGGUAAGAGACGAUACUGCGGCCAUUGGUUCUUCAGAAAAUAUGGGGUUAUUAAAGAGCAUAAUGGCAGAAGCAAACCAGGUGAAAACUGCUCUAAGUAGCUCUCUCCCUCUUAGCUGGUCUGCGGAUCCUACGGUCGCCUCUAUCGCGUACGAUAGUCUCUUCGAGCCAUCGGACGGCACGUUGGAGCAGCAGCGAAGUAGUGAUAGAGUUGUCUGCUCCGCAGAAAUUGAACUUGUGGAGCUUCUGAUUUUAGCUGCAGAGUUAUUCAAGGAGAAAGCUGAAAUAAUUACUUCUUCCUAAUUGGAUUUCUAUGUUGUACAUAGUGUUUUACUGGCUGCCGGAAUUCGUCUUGUAUUCAUAUAAUGUUUACUUAUUCAACCCCAACAUCAAUUUAAACGCAUGCCACCUUCCGUAUGCGCAACAAGUUGGAUUUCA